Aspergillus niger is the source of this 249-nucleotide messenger RNA. RefSeq lists its product as hypothetical. The record is from RefSeq and is a predicted model, not a curated record. NCBI's taxonomy places the organism in Eukaryota, Fungi, Ascomycota, Eurotiomycetes, Eurotiales, Aspergillaceae. Bases 1 to 249 code for a protein of 82 amino acids. The transcript has a single exon.
AUGACCACGUCACAUUCACCAUCACCACAAAUCCGACAAGAACCCACCACUCACUUCUAUCCAUCUCCAUCUCCAUCUCCUCCCGAGUCGAACAACCAGCAUCAUGGUAGCAUCGAAAACCAUCUCGACCGCUACGAGAAAACCACCUCAUUAUCAGGAACCAUCAACAUCACCGUCGAAUCCCCUUCCUCUUCCUCCCACGACGAGGUGAACUCGAAAUCCACUUGGUCGAGAUCUUAUCAUGACUAA